Alligator mississippiensis (American alligator) is the source of this 899-nucleotide messenger RNA. RefSeq names its product E3 ubiquitin-protein ligase TRIM52-like. The record is from RefSeq and is a predicted model, not a curated record. Bases 421 to 891 code for a protein of 156 amino acids. Gene Ontology annotation, molecular function: zinc ion binding. NCBI's taxonomy places the organism in Eukaryota, Metazoa, Chordata, Crocodylia, Alligatoridae. The transcript has a single exon.
AUCUCUGGUUGCAGCAUGGGAAAUUAAAAUGGAUUGACAUUUAAAAAAUCCUGCACCAUGGUGAAGGCACGCUGCAGAGCGCACUGAUAGAGUGUACCGUUUCCUACGUGUUUGAGAGUCAGGGGUGGUUUCUCAGCUCUGCCCAACUGCCUGUCAACAACCUGCCUCCCCACCCUCUCUCCUCCCUGCUUCUGUUGUUCCCUUGUCCUCAUCCCUCCUUUCUCUCCAUUCAUUUUAAUCCUCCUAUUUACUUUCCCUUUGCCCCCGUGACCCCUCCUCUCUGUUCUUAGAAGCUGACUUGCAGGAAAUCUGCUGCUGCGCUCAGGAAACCACCACCCAGGAUGAGCCCAGCCUGCACAGAGCAGGAAGAACAAUCAGCAGAAGCUGGGGCCGUGCAGCCUCAGACCUCCAGGACAGGACAUGGCUGAAGAGGCCGUCUGCUCCAUCUGCCUGGAGCUCCUGCAGGAGCCGGUGACCAUAGGGUGUGGGCACAACUUCUGCCAAGCCUGCAUCACCCGAUACUGUGAGGACACUGUCCGUGGCUCAGGCAACGCCGUCCCCUGUCCCAGCUGCGGAGCAGAGUUCCAGAUUGGGAGCUUCCGGCUCAACACGCAGCUCAAAAACCUGGUGGAGAAGAUUAAAGAGCAGAGUCUGAAACCAGGAAAGGAGCAGAUGGAGAAUCAGUGUGUGGAGCAUGAGGAGAUACUCAAACUCUUCUGUGAGGAGCAUGGGGAAGCCAUCUGUAUGAUCUGCAGGGAGUCCCAGGCUCACCGGGGUCAUACAGUGCUCCCCAUCCAGGAGGUGGCCAACAAUUACCAGGUAGGUGACACCACUGACCUGAGUGAGCCCAUUGCACAGACCCACACUUACCUGGCAGAAGAGAUACCAUGAUAGGUUUC